CAAUCAAUCAAUCGUGGCCAUCUUCAAAUCUUCUGCGUUUAAAACAGAGCCGCCGGCCGCCAAAAUUCAGUAGCCAAUAUGAAAGCAGAGUACAGUAUUAACAGUAACGUUGACGAAGACGACCACCUCUGCAGGACCAUCGAGAUCGCCGUGGUCGAGUUUCCGGCGUUAAAACAGAUCGGACCGCCUGUAACCUUCCCGGACGACAUGGGCUCCGGCGACGAACAUCUGUUCAUUCCUCCUCUGAACUUUUCAAUGGUGGAUGUUGGCAUUUUCAGGUCUGGAUUUCCUGAGAGUGCCAACUUUCCAUUUUUGGAAACCAUAGGCCUCCGGUCCAUCAUAUAUUUAUGUCCGGAAGCUUAUCCAGAAUCUAACAGAGAGUUUAUAAUGGAAAACGGGAUUCAACUGUUUCAAUUCGGGAUCGAAGGGUCUAAGGAACCAUUUGUAAAUAUGCCCCAUAACACCAUCAGGGAAGCACUCAAAGUAUUACUUGAUGUCAAUAAUCAUCCUGUCUUGAUUCAUUGCAACAGGGGAAAGCAUCGAACGGGUUGUCUGGUGGGAUGCUUGAGAAAAUUGCAACAAUGGUGUUUAUCUUCGGUGUUCGAUGAAUAUCAGCGAUUUGCGGCUGCGAAAGCUAGAGUUUCUGAUCAGAGAUUCAUCGAGUUGUUUGAUGUCUCCACCUUCAAGCAACUGCCCUUUACAUUUUCAUCAUCUAAUUAACCGCCA
Molecule: messenger RNA, 726 nt
Organism: Impatiens glandulifera
Lineage: Eukaryota; Viridiplantae; Streptophyta; Magnoliopsida; Ericales; Balsaminaceae
Product: tyrosine-protein phosphatase DSP1-like
Exons: 5
Coding region: 79-720 (213 amino acids)
Biological process (GO): protein dephosphorylation
Cellular component (GO): cytoplasm
Molecular function (GO): phosphatase activity
Source: RefSeq, a predicted model, not a curated record